AUGGCAGCCCAGGGCAAAGUCUUUGAGGAGAGAAUUUGUGAGUUUGAUGAUGACUUGGUCUCUGAGUUCUCUGCUAGUCUCAGAGUGGAUGCACUUCAGGUCUUAAAGAGACAACAAGAGGAAGAUCAUAAAACACGAAUGAAAAUGAAGAAAGGAUUUAACUCACAGAUGCGCAGUGAAGCCAAACGACUAAAGACUUUUGUGACCUAUGACACAUUCAGAUCAUGGACCCCACAGGAGAUGGCAGCUGCUGGGUUUUACUACACAGGCGUGAGACAUGGGGUUCAGUGCUUUUGCUGUAGCUUAAUCCUCUUUUCCACCAGACUCAGGAAAGCUCCCAUAGAGAACCACAAGAAAUUACGUCCAGAGUGUGAGUUCCUUCUGGGCAAAGAUGUUGGUAACAUUGGCAAGUACGACAUCCGGGUGAAGAGUCCAGAGAAGAUGCUGAGAGGAGGCAAAGCAAGGUACCAAGAAGAGGAGGCCAGGCUGGAGUCCUUUGAGGACUGGCCAUUUUAUGCCCAUGGGACAUCACCACGGGUACUCUCCGCAGCUGGCUUUGUUUUUACAGGUCAGAGGGACACUGUGCAGUGUUUCUCCUGUGGUGGAUGCUUGGGAAACUGGGAAGAAGGAGACGAUCCCUGGAAGGAGCAUGCCAAGUGGUUCCCCAAGAAAGCUUUAUUCUUAAAAUGUGAAUUUCUUCAGAGUAAGAAGUCCCCAGAAGAAAUUGCCCAGUAUAUUCAAAACUAUGAGGGAUUUCUUCAUGUAACGGGAGAACAUUUUGUGAAUUCCUGGGUCAGAAGAGAAUUACCUAUGGUGUCAGCUUACUGCAAUGACAGUGUCUUUGCUAAUGAAGAACUAAGGAUGGACACGUUUAAGGACUGGCCCCACAAAUCACCUGUGGCUGUUAAAGCUCUGGUCAAAGCAGGCCUUUUCUACACAGGCACAAAGGACAUCGUCCGGUGUUUUUCCUGUGGAGGAUGUAUGGAGAAGUGGGCGGAAGGGGAUGACCCAAUGGAAGAUCACACCAAGUUUUUUCCCAACUGUGUAUUUCUUCAAACCCUGAAGUCCUCUGCAGAAGUGAGUCCAGCCCUUCAGAGCCACUGUGCACUUCCAGAAGCCACGGAAACCACAAGUGAAAGCAACCAUGAGGAUCCAGUAGCAGUUCAUUCUACUGUGACAGAUGUUGUUCCAAGUGAAGCCCAGGAACUUGAUCCUGCAUCUAGCUUUGUGUCUGUUCUCUGUAGAGACCAGGAUCAGAGUGAGGCCCAAGGACUUGGAUAUGCAUCCAAUGAGGCCUAUCUUCCCUCCACAGACUUGUCUCCAAGUAAGGCCCAGUGGUUUCAAGAGGCCAGAAGUCUGAGUGAGCAGCUGAGAGGCGCCUACACAAAAGCCACUUUCCGCCACAUGAACCUGCCAGAGGUGUGUUCGAGCCUCGGCACUGACCACUUGCUUGGCUGUGAUGUGUCCAUCAUUUCAAAGCACAUCAGCCGGCCAGUGCAAGGGGCCCUGACCAUCCCCGAGGUCUUUGUCAAUCUCAGUUCUGUCACGUGUGUGGAAGGGGAAACUGGCAGUGGAAAGACAACCUUCCUGAAGAGAAUAGCUUUUCUCUGGGCAUCAGGAUGCUGUCCCCUGUUGAACAGGUUCCAGCUGGUCUUCUACCUCUCCCUUAGUUCCAUCAGACCAGACCAGGGACUGGCCAACAUCAUCUGUGGCCAACUCCUAGAGGCAGGAGGCUGCAUUAGUGAAGUGUGUCUGAGCAGCAGCAUCCAGCAGUUACAACACCAGGUGCUGUUCCUGUUGGAUGACUUCAGUGGGCUGACCUCACUCCCCCAAGCCCUGGACACACUGAUUACAAAGAACUACUUGUCACGGACCUGCUUAUUGAUUGCUGUGCAUACCAACAGAGUCAGGGAGGUCCGCCCUUACCUAGAUACAAGUCUAGAGAUCAAAGAGUUUCCCUUCUAUAACACUGUCUAUAUAUUAAAGAAGUUCUUCUCACAUAACAUACUGCGUGUGCGAAGGUUUAUAAAUUACUUUGGAUUUCAUGAAUAUUUACUGGGAAUUCACAAAACCCCCCUUUUUGUGGUAUCAGUCUGUACUGAGUGGAUUCAAAAUCCAUCUGACCAGCCCUUUCAGGAUGUGACUCUUUUCAAGUCCUACAUGCAAUACCUGUCCUUAAAGAACAAAGCGACAGCUGAGCCUCUCCGGGUCACCAAGUCCUCGUGUGGGCAGCUGGCCUUGACAGGGCUUUUCUCUUCGUGCUUUGAGUUCAACAGUGAUGACCUGGCAGAGGCAGGAGUUGAUGAAGACGAGGAGCUCACCACCUGCUUGAUGAGCAAAUUCACUGCCCAGAGACUGAGACCCGUCUACCGGUUUUUAAGUCCUCUGUUCCAAGAGUUUCUUGCUGCCAUGAGGCUGACUGAACUCCUGGGUUCAGAUAGGCAGGAAGACCAAGACCUGGGACUUUAUUUUCUGAGACAAAUUAACUCACCUCUGAAGGCUAUGACCAUCUACAACAAUUUUUUGAAGUAUGUCUCCAGUCAUCCUUCUUUAAGGGCUGGUCCAAAGGUUGUAUCUUAUUUGCUUCAGUUGAUGGAUGAGAAAGAGUCACUGGAGAACAUGUCUGAAAAUGAGGAUCACAUGAAGCUUCAUCCAGAAACUUUACUGUGGAUUCAGUCUCUUAGAGGGUUGUGGCAGCUGUCUCCUGAAUCUUUCUCUUUGUUCAUUUCAGAAAAAUUAUUGAGCAUUGCUCUAAACUUUGCUUAUGAAAGCAACACGGUUGCUGCAUGCUCUCCUGUUAUUCUGCAGUUCCUUCAAGGGAGAACACUGGCUUUGGAAGUCCUGAAUUUACAGUACUUUGAGGACCACCCACAAACCCUGUUAUUAUUGAAGAGUAUUAGUUUCUCAUUAAAUGGAAACAACAAGGUACAGAGAAUAGAUUUUUCACUCAUGGAAAAAUCUUUUGAAAAAGUACAGCCACCAACUAUAGAUCAGGACUAUGCCUUUGCCUUUCAACCUAUGAAUGAAUGUCAGAAAAAUUUAGCCAAAAAUGAAGACAUAAUAAAGAACUAUAAGGAUAUGAAACACCAGAUCCCAAUAAGUAUUAGUACUGGCUAUUGGAAACUGUCCCCCAAGCCGUACAAGAUUCCUAGACUGGAAGUUGGUGUGGCCUACAUGGGUCCAGCAGACCAAGCUCUGCUCCAGGUCCUAAUGGAAGUCUUCUCAGCUUCAGAGAGUAUUGAGUUCCGUUUAUUCAACAGCAGUGGCUUUCUUGAAAGCAUCCACCCAGCUCUGGAGCUGAAUAAGAUCUCUGUCACCAAGUGCUCCAUGUCCAAGACAGAGCUCAGCAGAAAAGAACAGGAGCUGCUUCUCAGCCUGCCUGCCCUGCAGUCUCUUGAGGUCUCAGGGACAAACCAGUUACCAGAUCAGCUCUUCCCUAACUUGGACAAGUUCCUGGGCCUGAAAGAACUUUGUGUGAGACUAGAUGGCAAACAGGAUGUGCUCUCAGUGCUUCCUGGAGAGUUCCCAAACCUCCAUCACAUGGAGAAGUUAUCCAUCCAAACCUCCACGGAGUCUGACCUCUCCAAACUAGUUAAAUUGAUUCAGAACUCUCCAAAUCUCCAUGUUUUCCAUCUGAAAUGUGAUUUCCUUUCGAAUUGUGAAUCUCUCAUGGCUGUGCUUGCUUCCUGCAAGAAACUCAGAGAGAUUGAAUUUUCUGGACGAUGCUUUGAAGCCAUGUCCUUUGUCAACGUUUUGCCAAAUUUUGUUUAUUUGAAGAUAUUGAAUCUUAAAUGCCAACAAUUCCCAGAUAAGGAAACAUCAGAAAAGUUUGCCCAGGCUCUGGGUUCUCUCAGGAACCUGGAGGAACUGUUCCUUCCCACUGGGGAUGGGAUUCACCAAGUGGCUAAACUGAUUGUCCAGCAAUGCCUGCAACUUCCGUGUCUCCGAGUUCUUGUCUUUGCAGAGACUUUGGAUGAUGACAGUGUGUUGGAAAUUGCCAAGGGUGCAACCAGUGGAGGCUUCCAAAAACUUGAGAACUUAGACCUUACACUGAAUCACAAGAUUACAGAGGAAGGCUACAGAAAUUUCUUUCAAGUCCUGGACAACCUGCCAAACCUGCAAAACCUGGACAUUUCCAGGCAUAUCCCAGAAUGCAUUCAAGUUCAGGCCACCACUGUCAAGGCUCUGGGUCAGUGUGUGUCCCGACUGCCCAGCCUCACCAGGCUCGGGAUGCUCAGUUGGCUCCUGGAUGAAGAGGACAUGAAAGUGAUUAAUGAUGUGAAGGAAAGACACCCUCAGUCCAAACGCUUGACUGUUCACUGGAGGUGGGUGGUGCCAUUCUCUCCUAUCAUUCAGAAGUGAGGGAUGCUAUGGAAGAUUACUGGCGGGUCUAAAAACUUGAUUUUUUAAUACAUUUCACUCUAGACAGGCAUAGUGUCAUCCUAGUUCUUAGGAAACUGAGCAGGAGGAUCAAGAGUUUGAGUCUGGGGCUGAGAGAUGGCUUAGCAAUUAAGAGCACUGACUGCUCUUCUAGAGGUC
Molecule: messenger RNA, 4539 nt
Organism: Grammomys surdaster
Lineage: Eukaryota; Metazoa; Chordata; Mammalia; Rodentia; Muridae
Gene: Naip
Product: NLR family apoptosis inhibitory protein
Exons: 14
Coding region: 1-4362 (1453 amino acids)
Biological process (GO): inflammatory response; pyroptotic inflammatory response; defense response to bacterium
Cellular component (GO): IPAF inflammasome complex
Molecular function (GO): ATP binding; cysteine-type endopeptidase inhibitor activity involved in apoptotic process
Source: RefSeq, a predicted model, not a curated record